AUGAUGAGUCCACGCGAAGCUGUUCUUGUCGACUUUGACGAUGAGGAGGUAGCUAUAACGCCCGCAUCUAUUGAUUUGUACCAUCUGGAUCAGCUAGAUGCGUCACUUGAAAACUUGGAGACGCUGGCGUCACCAUCGCCGCCUGUGAGUCGAGAAAAGCUGAUGCGCUUGUGCGCACAAAAACUGGUACGUGCGUUAUUUACGUGUUCGACGGAGUACUUUGCGUGUGCAUUACCGGCAACCAAGUUGCACAUUGCAGUGCUGGCGGAGCGCCAGCACACGCGUCUUCCUGGAUUUCUUCCGAAACAGCAGUUCAAGCUUCGGCUGCCAAAGGAUAAGCGUGGGACUUGGACGCAUUGCUUGACCAUAUGCAGCAGCAACGGUGGCAGUAGGAUGCAGAAAGAUUUGCAGCAUCCAGCUGCAGAGCAAACCCAAAGUGGCGAUACGAGCAUUGUGACAAGCGACACUGGAAUUCAUUCGUCAAGUGAACAAUCUUCUGCAAAGAGUUCCGACUCGGACAUGGUAUGGUAUGUGCUGGAAAAGCCCAUCGCUGGCUUUUCGGAGGUAAUAAACACUCUUGGUGGUCAGUAA
Molecule: messenger RNA, 591 nt
Organism: Peronospora belbahrii
Lineage: Eukaryota; Oomycota; Peronosporomycetes; Peronosporales; Peronosporaceae
Source: the annotation of a GenBank genome assembly